AUGCUGCCUUCGCUGCCCACUGGCUGCUCGAGCUUCCAGCGCCUCCAGCUCCCGACGGAACAUCGCCAUGGCGAGGCCUCUGGAGCGUUCCUGGAGGCCGCUGGAGUGUUCCUGGAGGCCACUGGAGUGUUCCUGGAGGCUGCUAGAGUGUUCCUGGAGGCCACUGAAGUGUUCCUGAAGGCCACUGGAGUGUUCCUGGAGGCUGCUGGAGUGUUCCUGGAGGCCGCUAGAGUGUUCCUGGAGGCCACUGGAGUGUUCGUGGAGGCCACUGGAUUGCUCGUGGCUGGCGGCACGGCCGCGCUCCGUGUGCCCGCGAGGCCCUCGUCGACGGCGUGCUCGAGCAGUGACAGUGUCCGGGACUUGUUCGGAGUGCCCCGCCACGCGGCGAGCACAUGGCGGGCUCCAGCUACGCCCCUCGUCCCCGGCAAGGCGGCCAAGGCUCCCAGGGCAGCGCAGCGGCGCAGCGCUCCCAGAACGGAUAGUCCUGCUAUUUUGGGCCCGGGUGGCUGGAAGACCGACGUUCCCGCCGUUGCCGAUGGACCCCUAGAGCGUCGCCCUUCGCCCUGGACCAAGACGAGGACCUCGACGUCCUCCAGGACUCACUGCGGCCCCUUCUCUCCGGCAGCAAGUGCGGCCACGCAUCUGCCGCUGCUUCGGCCAUCUGGCAGAAAUACGGAAUACACGACAUCGGCCGACAUCGACCACCGCGCGGCCCUUCAUGUUCAUGUUGAUGGGCCGAGGACGCCGAGGACGCCGAGCACCUCUCGGCCUAACAAGCCGGCCAGGCAGCCGAGGAAGGGCCAAGGACGCCGAAGGACGCCGAAGGGUCGUCCCUCGCCUCCUUGUCAUUCUCGUGUCCGGUUGUACAUUUCACUUACUGGACGGAGAACUGAUAAGGGCGCGUGGGAUCCCUGCUUCACCACUACUUCCACAGACUUAACCACGCCUCUCUUCCUGGUGAACCGAUGAGGGCGAUCCCUGCUUCACCACGCCGCGCGGCCGUUGGCGGCCGCCCCUCCCCGUGACUUCGGCGGCGCCCUAAAAUGUAGUCUGGUUAGACCAGUGGUUCUCAACCUUAGGGUCGCGACCCCAAGCGGGGUCGCGAAAUUUUUUUAAGGG
Messenger RNA from Thrips palmi, 1119 nucleotides. RefSeq names its product proteoglycan 4-like. The coding region runs from base 1 to 969 and encodes 322 amino acids. Lineage: Eukaryota; Metazoa; Arthropoda; Insecta; Thysanoptera; Thripidae. The record is from RefSeq and is a predicted model, not a curated record. The transcript is spliced from 4 exons.